This is a messenger RNA of Erythranthe guttata (spotted monkey flower), 2872 nucleotides long. It is a transcript of the gene CSTF77, whose product is annotated as Tetratricopeptide repeat (TPR)-like superfamily protein. Gene Ontology annotation, molecular function: mRNA binding; protein binding. The record is from RefSeq and is a predicted model, not a curated record. NCBI's taxonomy places the organism in Eukaryota, Viridiplantae, Streptophyta, Magnoliopsida, Lamiales, Phrymaceae. Gene Ontology annotation, cellular component: nucleus. Gene Ontology annotation, biological process: mRNA 3'-end processing.
AUAGUUCAUCUGCAAUUCAUAAAUAUUUAAAAUCCAGUAAAAUUCAAAAUUAGCGUACAUCUUCCGAAACGAAAACAAUUAUAUAUAGUCUGAGAUAAUGAUUAGGAGUUUCUUAAGAUUUUAAUCAAACGUUAAUCAAAAAAUUCAAGAUUAAGUACUAAGUUAAACCUAAUCAUAUAUUUAUCCUAAGAAAAUAAAAAUUUCAAAUCGACGCAGUUUCUUAAACCUCGAAUCAUCACCGGAAUUCCUCCUCCUCCUCCGCCUACCACCACCGCAAACAUUCGUCGCCGCCUGCCGUCGACAUCGCCACCCCUCGCUCCCCGAAUCAAAUUGCCCUAAUUUAUUUUUUCAUUAUUGCAAAAGAAUAAACCCUAGAUUGAGAAGAACGUGUUAAAUUACCCAAUUAGGAUUUUUUAGGUCAUGGCGAAAGAAAUCGCAGAAUCAAAUUCUGUCGCUAAUUUAGAUCAGCAAGAUGGGAAUGCCGACAAGUUCAAUGUAGAAGCUGCAGAAAUUCUUGCUAAUGAAGCAUUGCGAUUGCCAAUAUCAGAUGCAGUGCCAAUAUACGAACAACUUCUCGCCACGUACCCCACUUCGGCGAAAUAUUGGAAGCAGUAUGUUGAAGCACACAUGGCUGUAAACAACGACGAAGCAGCAAGACAAGUAUUUAGCCGUUGUCUUUUGAAUUGCUUGCAAGUCCCUCUUUGGCGCUGCUACAUCCGCUUCAUAAGAAAAUUUAACGACAAGAAGGGAAUCGAGGGUCAGGAAGAGACUAAGAAAGCUUUCGAAUUUAUGCUUAAUUAUGUCGGAGCUGAUAUAGCAUCUGGCCCUGUGUGGAUGGAGUACAUUGCAUAUUUAAGAUCCUUACCGGCACAAACGACAGUAGAAGAGUCACAAAGGAUGACUGCAAUACGUAAGACGUACCAACGUGCCAUUGUGAUGCCUAUUCAUCACGUCGAACAGCUUUGGAGGGACUAUGAAAAUUUCGAGAAUACAGUUAGCCGUGCACUGGCAAAAGGGUUGGUGGCUGAAUAUCAGCCAAAAUAUAACAGCGCAAGGGCUGUUUAUCGAGAGCGUAAGAAGUAUGUUGAUGAAAUUGAUUGGAAUAUGCUUGCGGUCCCACCUUCCGGUUCUUCGAAGGAGGAAGUGCAAUGGAUGGCGUGGAAAAAGUUGUUAAACUUCGAAAAAGGCAAUCCCCAGAGAACUGAUAAUGCUUCUGCGGUCAAACGGAUUGCAUUUGCCUAUGAACAGUGCCUCAUGUAUUUAUAUCAUUAUCCUGAUAUGUGGUACGACUAUGCCACAUGGCAUGCAAAGAAUGGUUCUAAAGACUCGGCGAUCAAAGUUUUCCAGCGUGCAUUGAAGGCGCUUCCUGACUCGGAACUGCUAAAUUAUGCAUAUGCUGAGCUGGAAGAAUCUCACGGAGCAGCCCAGGCUGCGAAAAAAGUUUAUGAAAAUUUUCUUGGAGACGGUGUGAAUGCAACAUCUCUGUCACACAUCCAGUUUAUGCGUUUUUUAAGAAGGACCGAAGGAGUAGAAGCAGCUCGUAAAUACUUUUUGGAUGCUCGUAAAUCUCCAAACUGCACUUACCAUGUUUAUGUUGCAUAUGCAAUGAUGGCUUUUUGUCUGGACAAAGAUGCAAAGCUUGCACACAAUAUAUUUGAAGCGGGUUUAAAACGUUUUAUGCACGAGCCUAGCUAUAUUCUAGAAUAUGCUGAUUUCUUGUGCCGAUUGAAUGACGAUAGAAAUGUACGUGCUUUGUUUGAACGAGCACUAAGCUCCCUUCCACCCAAUGAAUCUGUUGAGGUAUGGAAUAGAUUUGUCAAAUUUGAGCAGACCUAUGGAGAUCUUGCCAGCAUGCUAAAGGUAGAGCAAAGGAGAAAAGAAGCUUUAUCUCGAACGGUUGAUAAUGGAGAAUCGACUUUAGAGAAUUCUCUGCAAGAAGUUGUCUCACGAUAUAAUUUUAUGGAUCUUUGGCCUUGUUCUUCUAAAGAAUUGGAUCAUUUAUCUCGACAAGAGUGGCUCUCGAAAAAUCUCGACAAGAAGACUGAAAAUCCUCCACAUGCUAAUGGAGCUACUAAUCCUUCAGAUAGGGGUGUUUUAGGUAUUCCAAACAAGUCAAAUGUACCUGGCAAGAUUGUUUAUCCAGAUGUAUCGAGAAUGGCGACUUACGCUCCGAGUCAAAAGCCUGGUCAUUCUGCACCUGCACUUUCCGAUGUUUCAAAUACAACGCAAAAUGGUUCAACCAUAAAUAAUGGAGUAACGACGACUGCAACCAAUGAUAUUUUGAAAAAUUUGCCACCAUCUUUGGCUAUGUUUGUGGCGACUUUGCCACCUGUCGAAGGUCCUUCUCCGGAUGUUGAUGUUGUGAUAUCCAUAUGUUUGCAAAGCAACUUAAUGCCAGCUGGCGGGAAAAUUGGAACACCUCAGCAGUUACAAACGGGGCCCGCUCCAAGCACCAGCGACGUAUCCGGUUCGAGCAAAUUCAAACAAACGAGAGACAGAAAAAGAAAACAGAGACAAGAUGAAGACGAGACAUCUACUGUACAAAGUCAACCAGGACCAAGAGAUGCAUUCAAGAUGAGACAAUUACAGAAAGCUCAAAAUGCAAACAGUAGUUCAAGAACAGGCGGUUCUGCUUCGUAUGGCAGUGGAUUUUCGGGCGAUCGCUCUGUUAGCUCUGGUUAAUGAUCGAUUUUUUUGUAUUUUCUGUUUACAGAAAUUAAUGUUGUUUGUAAAUUAAUUUUUGGAGGUUUCAUAAUUGUAAAAUAGUUGUUUAAAAUAAUCUCAGGUCUUCGAAGAUAGAUCAGCUUCUAUUUUUUAGGUGUAGUUUGUAAUAUACAUUUUUUAAAUUAAUGAGAAUGAAGUAUUCUAUUUA